GUCACUCUUGGUUUUCCCUUGUUUAAGGAGUCGAUUUGUAACACACAUUUUUUUCCUAAAAAGAAAAGAAUGGUAAGAUUAACCCUUAGGGAUUUAACUGAAAGAAAACAAAUAGUUGAAGACAAAGGAUGAUGGGUUGGGACUAAGGAGUUUAAACAGAGAAAUAUUUGUAGCCUUAAACACCUAGCGAGUAGGUGAUCAGAAGGCUAAGCACGUGGAUGAUGGCUAUCUCUCUCACUCUCUACCUAGGAUUAUUACACGACAAAGGAAUAAAGUUUAUCUUAAUUUAGGCCUAGUCUUAAAUAUUAGUGAUUUUAAUAAUUUGCCAUGUGGACAUUGUCAUUUUUGUCUGACCAAACUAAUGCACUUGGGAGCAAUGAACUAUUACAGUGGAGCAAAUUUAAAACCGCAACAUCAGUUUCCAUAUAAUGAUAUAAUCCCACAACUCGCAUAAAAUAGUACUUGUAUUUAGUUAUACUUAUAAGUAUUGACAUAGAAAGUUUAUUUAUGUAUAUUAACUGAAACUAAAAACCAGAUGAAAAAGAAUACCAACAAAAUUUGGUUUACAACAAAUUUGUUAAAAAAUUCAGAAAUAAUACUAUCAUCUUCUCAGUAUUUGAAUUAGAUGGCUUUUUACUCAAAUCAGCAUUUACUCUACUCAUCUGAUUUGUGAUUUGUAAAUGUCACAUACUAUAUUAGACUACCACAUCAAUCUCUUUUACAUAUAUAAAAAAACUCAUGACUUGGGGAUCAUUAUAGAGCACAACCGGAUGAGAUCCUAGCAUGUUGAUCAAAUCGCCGAGUAUAAAUCUUAAUCUGGUACCUUAUUGUUAGUUCGUUAAGUAGUGUUCUGAAACCAGUCUUAAACUCAUCAAAAGUAACAUUCCAGUCCUUUUUUUUUUUGAACACAAAGUAACAUUCAAGUCUUUUUUUUAUCAACAGUAACAUUCAUGUCUAAAACAAGUAAUCUACCACGUUUUACCUCGUCAACAAUAAACACCCACCCUUUAUUGUCAUCUAUUCUCCAUUCACCACAUAUUAUGUAUAUGAAAAUUAUAUUAACGUAGAAGAACCGUGAAAAAAAACAGUAGAAAAAAGAAGGGCAAUUCUUCCAAAUAGACUUUUUUUAAGUUUUAUAAGAAAUAAUAAUUAUUAUUAAAUAAAUAAAUAUUUGUAAAAAUUGUUUUAAUAUAUGUCAUAAUCUUAAAUUUUCUUAUUGACACAUUUUUAUAAUCCUAAACAAAAGACAAUUGUAAAAUAUAAUUUCUUCCUAUAGUUCGUAUUCAUUUAUGAAUUUCUUGAAUUCAUUGUUUCCUUGAUAAUUCAUGUUAACCAAUUAAUUAAUAAUUUGGGUUAAUUUUUUUUUUAAACGUUAUCUUGUAUUUUUCUUGAUUGGAAAAGCGUUUAAUUAAAUCAUAAUGACACAGCGGCUUUGAUUCUUAAUAUAUCAAAAUCAUAAGAAUCAGUUUUUAUUUUCAAAUCACUAACAAACAUGUAUUAACGUGAUAAAGUGACGUUAUAACAAAGCUACAUUAUUACUAAUGAGGUCAAGGCGUUCUUUAGAGCAUCUCCAACCCAUUGUUAUUUUCACCUCUAUAAUAGUAUUUAGAGGUGAAAUUGCUCUAACCCACCUCUAUUUCUUUCUCUAUAAUAGAAAUUUCUAUUUUUUCCUUUAUUUAUAGAGGAAGAAAUAGCAUUUCUCUAUUUUUUACUCUAUAUUUUAGAGAUUGCUAUUUUAGAGGAAUACAUUAGAGCAUAUCUCACCUCUAUUAUAGAGUUUCCUUAUUUUAGAGGUGAAAAUAGCAAAAUACAUUGAAGAUGGUAUUAGGACAUUAUAAUUAAUGGUCUCUAUGUACAAAAGCAUAAGUAUAAUAGUGACACCUUAACUGUAUGACAAUUAUGAUAUAAGAUAUAGCAGUAUUAAUAGUAAAUAAAGUUUAGAGAAGUUUUAAGAAAGAAAAACUUAUUUCUUGUAUUUACUAUUGUGUUUGGUUAAAUAAGUAUGUGAGAGUUUAGCACUAUAUAAAUGUUAAUAUUUGUCGUUUUUUUGUUUAUGAUUUUUAACAAAAAAAACUACUAUUAAAAAGGAAUAAUGGUUAUUAUAAGGAAAAUUUUAUUUUUGAAAAUCUGUUUUAAGAUUUUUAAAAGCAAAUCUACUAUCAAAUACUCUUUUACAAAAAUUUUAAUGUUUAUAAUUUUCGAAAAGGAAAAUUACCAUCACUUAAACAGUUAAACUUAUACAAUUAUCCUUUUUUAAUUUUAGAAAAAUAAAAAUUUCAUAUUACUAUCAAAUAAUUUUUAAAAUUAAUUACUAUUUUACAAUUUGUUUUUAUUUAUGUCAUUACUAUUAUUUUAAGUAAAUAAUUUUUAAUAUAAUUUUCUUCACGAAAUUAUUUAAAAAAGGAAAAUAAGUAUCAAAUAAGUUUUAUAAUUCUCUUUUCUUAAGGAUUUGUAAAAAAGAAAACUAAUAACUUACAUCAAUUAUGUUAAAUAAUUAUAAUUAUAUAUUUAUAAAUAAUUCUAACACAUGUCACAAUCUUAAUUUUUAUUGACAUGGGUUAGAUCAUGUUAAUUAGUAAUGUUGAGGUACUAAACUCUAUAUAAUAAAAUACUCCGUAUUAUGUAUUAGCUAAAUUCCCAAGAAAUCAAACUCGGACUUUUACAAUUCCCUAAUUCUCCUUUAUCCUAUCACAAAAGCUCUCCGGUGAUUUUAAUGAGCUUCUUCUCCUGCUCUCCGCUUUGUUUCCUCCUCUCAUUCUCUCUGUAAUCAUCAAUCGUCUUUUUUAUUAUUUCUCAGCAGGUUUCUAUUUCGCUUUCUCUUCCUCGUAAUAUCAGUCAUCUUUCUCUUCAACGCGAAGAAAAAAAUCAGAGGAAUUUAUGAAAAUGACGCUGAAUAUAUUUAGUUACGAUUGUUUUCUAGCUUUCCUCAGAUUUUGGAAAAAUAAUAACUACAAAUAGAAUACACGUUUCAAUCGAGGUGGAGCACUGACAUUUUGUUGGAAUAGAAAUUAUAAUAUGUUUAGAACAUAGCAUAAAUGCUAGAACAAACUAAAAUACUUGUUUUAUCUAGGGUAGAUAGUAGAGUAAAAGUUAGGCUAAGAGUUUUGAGAUUGUGGCUAAUAUUUGAAUAUUUUGGUUACACUUUGAGAAUCAAAACAAAUAUGUUUCGAAGGAAAAUAGGACAUUUAACAAAAUGUAUCUUAAAUAAGAAAAUCACUAUGACAACGUUUGGCGACAGUUCAACCAAUUCUAGAUAAAAAUAAGUCUUGGUGUUAUGAGUUAUGACUGCAAUAGUUCCAUUAUUUUAGGAUACUAUUUUUUUCAUUAGGAAAUACUGUUAUAAUUUACAAAGCAAAAGUACCCGUUUUGAAACUUUCAUAUUGUCGAUUCAUAAAAAAAAUAGGUAAAUGAAAUUUGAGGUCCUACGAAUCUUCUAUAUCGCUAUCGACCAUUGCAAAAUUUAGAUUGUUCUUGAGAAAAGAAAGAUGAAAUGUAAGAGUAAUUGUAGAAAUAUUCUUUGUUAUACAAAAUUUUUUUAGUAACUGUUAUAAAAAGAGUCAUGUACUGUCGUCUAUUUUUUUUUUCAUUUUUGAAAAACUAUUCAGUUAUAAAGAUAACUGUAAUGACGACACAAUUUGCAUAAAAUAUGAUCUGGCUAUGACGUUGAUCGGAAGUCUAAAUGGUGCGUCAAAAAGAGUUAGAUGGUAACCAUUCAUAUUUGUACAACAACCGUUAUAAUAUGUGAUUUUUUCGUGAUUAUGCUCAGAUAUAAAUAUUUACAAAAUAGAUACAUUAAAAAAAUUUGUUAAUAUUUUAUUUUUAUUUCAAAAUUAUAUACAUUGUAAUUUUAAGCAUGAUUUAUUUUAAAUAAUAUAUGUUAUUUUCUUUAGACAUAUGAUUUUGAUAUAUAAUAUCUCAUUUUUUGGUUAACAUACAUUUUUCCGAUUCAAAAAUAAUAUUUUUGUUCUAUAGAUUAAAAUUUGACUAAUUUUGUUAUUUUCAUUUAGUUUGAUUCUGGUCUUAAAUUUUUAAAUAUAUUUAGUAACAAUAUAUAAAAUUUAAUAUAUGUUAUUUUGAGUACCAGAUAGUAAAAUAAACUAAAGUGUUGAUUGAUUUGAAGUUACAUAAAUGAAAAUAACAUCAAUAAUAUUUUGAGAUCUCAUACACACAUAUAUAUAUAUAUAUAAGUUAUACAUAUGAACUUAAUUGUAAAAGUUGGUUAAUGUCUUCAUAAUAUUAUUUGAGAAUUUAUUAUUUAUUUAUUGGUAUGUUAAGUCGUUAUAUAUUUAUAUAUUAUUAUAAAUAAUAAUAUAUUAUAAUUUUAGUUAAUUUUUUUGGUUUUGAGUAAAAAAUGGGAUUGGUCUAGUUACUCUUUUGGGAUAUCUUGUGUUAUAUAUAUUCCUUCAAAUUAAAGAACAACUAUUUUUCAUUUUUUUUACAACUAUUAUUCAUUUAAUAAGUCAAAUUAAAUUAAUUGCAGUCAUUAUAUUAGUUUAGUUCUUAAUUUUAUAUGUGUAAGUAUAUUUUCAUUUUAAAAUAAUUUGGUAUAUGUUAAUUUGAAAAAAUAAAACUACAAAAAAUAAAGUGAUAAUCGAGACAAAUUUACAUAAAAAAACAUAACCAAUUUUUUUAAAAAGGGAAUAUCAUUUUUACAAUUAUUAAUUUUUUCUGCCAUAAUUAUAAAACUAUAUUAAAUUUGAAGCAAAACUUAUUUUGUAUUAUAUUCUUGUUAAAAUAUUUGCUCAUCUUUGAGAAAAACUCCUUAAUAUGUGAAAGUGUAAAUUGAUAUAAUAUAUUGAGUUGUAAGUAUAAAGUUAUAUUAUAUAAAUCAUUUGCUAUUUAAAUGAUGAGGCCACAUUAUGUUAAUGUGCUUUAGGCCAAAAAUUAAUAGUAAAAAAAAUUAAUAGUAUACAUAUUAUUACUAAACCUUAAUCAUAUAUACAUGCAUGCGUACAUAUGCUAAGGUAAUAUCCAAGAGGACGAAUACAAAAACUAUACAAUAUAACACUGAAUUUGCUGGAAGGGCAGGUAUGGGGCAUUUCAAAUUGGGAGUUGGAGUUUGGUGUUUCUGAUCUACAAAAAAGAAUAGUAGUGUGAAAAAAUGAAUAUGGACAGAGUGAUUUCUCAAGAAAAAAUCAAACAGGUUAAACACGUAAAGUAUGCGCAUGGUAGCGUUUUCAUGCACCGACCAUUGACUGACUUAGUCAAUCACUAGCCGAUUUCACAUUAUUCAACAUUUAAAUAUUAAUUUCUCACUUAUUUACUAAAAACAAAAAUUAUACUAUUGCGUGUUGUGUUGAAAAAAAACUACUACAUGUAAAGUUACCCAAAGAAAAUAGGGAAAUUGCCAAAAAUAUUGUAGUCAUAGUACUAUUUUUCAUGUUUACACUAACCAAUUUUACCUUCACUUUUAACAAAGAAUAAAAAACAUUUAUAACUCUAGGUUUAACUAAUCUAGACUUAGGGUUUAUAGUUAAGAGGUGGAUAAAGUUUUUUUGGAAUGUGAAAGUUAUGAUUCUAAUAAAUAUAUAAUAAAUACUUAAAAUAAAUAAAAAAUUUUAAAAAUAGUUUCAAACAUAAUUUUCAAUUUUCAAAAGAAAUUUUGAAAAAAACAAAUUUGAAAAAAGUUCAAAAAAAAGAAUUAUAAAAAAUUUCGAAUUUGAAAAAGUAUAAUUCGAAAUCAUAAUUUUUUUUCUUUUUUUUAUUUUAAAUAAUUAUUUAUUAUAUAUAUAUAUAUAAAUGGUAUAAAAGUUUUUUUCCACUUAAUGAAAAAAUUUAUUUUUAGAAAUAUUCAUUUAGUGGUGGUAAAGAUGAAUAAUGGUACCAAGAAAGUGGUAAACAUGAAAUUCCCUCAAAAAUAUAUCAUUUUAAUUCUUAGGUAUAUGUAAUAUUUACACUUUAAUAAUACAUAUAGAGAAAAACUCUAAGAUAGUCCUAAAAAUGUUUUUGUCACAAAUAUACCUCUAACCAAAAUGGUUCAUCGAAGAGAUAAAUAUACACUUAGUGUUAAAAAAAUGUAAAAAAAAAACAAUUUUUAUCUUGGUAAAUAUAUAUAUAUAUAUAUAUAUAUUUUUUUUUUGACAUCGGUAAAUAUAUAUUUAUACCCUUAAGAUUAAUCAAUCUAGAUUUACGGUUUAGAGUUAAAGAAUGGGGUUUGAGGAUUGAGGUUUAAAAUUUUUAACAGUAAAUAUUAAAUUUUUAAAAAUAAAAUUUUUAAAUAUUUUAAAUAUAGCUUCAAAAAGCAUUUUCAAAUUUCAAAUUAUUUUUUGAACAACUAAAACAAAUUGUUUUUAAAAAAUCAAUUUUUUUUAAUUUGAAAGUUCGAAAUUGAAAACAUAUAAUUUGAAACUAUACAAUUUUUAUUUUAUUUUAUUUAUUAUUUAUUUGUAUUUAUAUAUCUAUGGUAUAAGGGUCUUUUCUUUCUUUAAUAAAAUCUAGUUUGGUCAUUUUUUUUCUUUUGAGGCUUUUUAUGAUAAAAUUUUUAAAAAAAUUCUAUUUAAGAGAAUUGCCCAUAUAUAUAUACCCGUAUAUUUAAUCAGCAGAUGUCUGAUAAAUUUUUAAUUUUUAAUCAGAUAUUUUAUUGCAUGCUAAAAUUAUUAAAAGUAAUAAUUGUUUUGUGAAAGAAUAAUUAAAACACAUAAAAACCUUCCUUAAAUUUAUAGUUAUAGAAUUAGGAUGACAAAAGAAAUACUUAAUAUACACAUAUAUUUGUUUAUUUAUAUUUUAGAAUAUUUUCUCUGAAUAUUAGUAUGUAAGUUUUUGCUUAAACUCGUUAGUGUAAAACUUUUCUUUUAAGUUCAGUUCUGUUUUUUUUUGUUGCCAUCAGUUCAGAUCUAAAGCAAAGAACUUAGUGAAACAUAUUGCAAAAAGUACUAAAACAGACUAUAUACUGCUCUGAGUAUUAGUAUGUAUGUAAUUUCACACCUUUAAAGAAAUAGAAAACCCAAUCCUAACCCCAAAUAAUAAGUUAAAUCUCGAACUUAAAUUUUUUUCCUCUUUCCGAUUAGUUGUCAAUUUAUCAUUCAAGAUUUUCAAACAUUCAACGGUCAAUUUUUCCGAUUCCUAACAGCUAGCGAAUAAUCAAAUCAUAUGACAUAAAAACCUUCUUCAUUCACUUUGACCCACUCGCGUUUCCAGAAACCUAUGACCAACCAUUAUCAUCACAUUACAAAACAUAUAUAAACUCUUCCCAACUUGUCUCCUUCAUUAGUAUGAGACAGUCAAAGAAAGUUUAUUUAUUUUUCCUUAACCUCCUCUUGUUAUGGGACUUUCGUUGAGAAUGAGACGGCGAGGAGGAGCCAAGAAGGACAUACUAACUCCGGCGAUGAGUUCCUCGGAGGAAGAGGAGGAAGAAAUCGUUAUUCCGUCGCAGUUUCAGUGUCCGAUAUCGUACGAUUUAAUGAAAGACCCGGUGAUUAUCGCCUCGGGGAUUACCUACGACCGCGAAAACAUCGAGAAAUGGUUUGAGUCAGGUAACCAAACGUGUCCGGUGACUAACACGGUUCUAGCCACUUUGGAACAGACACCGAACCACGCGAUUCGGAGGAUGAUCCAAGAAUGGUGCGUCGCUAAAGGAUCAUCGUUAGAUCGUGUUCCGACCCCACGUGUUCCCAUUUCAAGUCAUCAAGCGAUCGAGAUUUGCGGGAAGCUAUUGUCUGCGACGCGGCGUGGAGAUCACGUGGUGUGUGUGGAGAUGGUCGAGAAAAUGAAGAGGUUAGGGCAAGAGAGUGAGAGGAACACGAAAUGUUUUAAAGCAAACGGCGUCGGAUUGGUUCUUUGCGUUUGUUUCAACGCGUUUUCCGAAAACGCAAACGCGUCGGAGUUGUUGGAGGAUGUUUUGCUUUUGCUGACGUGGAUGUUUCCUAUUGGGUCGGAAGGUCAAGCGAAUUUAACUUCCACGACGUCGUUUACGCGUAUAGUGGGGUUUCUGAAAAGCGGUGAUCAAAACGCCGCGUUUUUGGUCAAGGAGCUUUUAUCUCUCGACGAAGCAAUCGUGCACAAGUUAGCCGCGAUUAACGGCGUUUUCGACGCGCUGGUGAAAUCGAUUCGCGAUUCGUCGUCCCUGACUUCGAUCUUCCACAUGAUCUCCGCCAAACCAGAGACUACCUCGAGAUUUAUGGAGCUGGGUCUGGUUAAUUCAACGGUGGAGAUGCUUGUUGACUCAGAGAAUAGCGUUUGCGAGAAAGCGUUACUGGUUCUAGACGCGAUUUGUGAAAGUAACGAAGGGAGGACGAUAGUGAGAGGAAACGAGCUAGUGAUGCCGAUUCUGGUGAAGAAGAUUCUGAAGAUUUCAGAGUUUGCGAAGAAGAGUUUGGUUUCUGUGAUGUGGAAGAUUUGUAAAAGUGGAGAUGGGUCUGAGGUUGAGGAAGCGUUGCGAUUAGGUGCGUUUAAGAAGCUUGUUGUGAUGUUACAAGUUGGAUGUGGAGAAGGGACGAAGGAGAAAGUUACAGAGUUGUUGAAGAUGAUGAAUAGACAUAUGAAGAUGAAUGGAUUUGUUGAUGUUUCUGAUUCUUCAAUUGAAUUUAAGCAUUUAAAGAAGCCUUCUUAAUUCACUUUUAUUUGUUAAAUAAGUGGAAACAACAUUUGUUUUCUAAAUCAUAGACAAUUUUGAUUCAAAAAAACAAGAGUUCAAGUUCCAGGUCUGUUUCGCGUUGGGAGGGAUCUUUAUUCAGAUUAUUGAUUUCAGGUUCA
Molecule: messenger RNA, 8691 nt
Organism: Brassica rapa (field mustard)
Lineage: Eukaryota; Viridiplantae; Streptophyta; Magnoliopsida; Brassicales; Brassicaceae
Product: U-box domain-containing protein 20
Biological process (GO): protein ubiquitination
Molecular function (GO): ubiquitin protein ligase activity
Source: RefSeq, a predicted model, not a curated record